This is a messenger RNA of Entamoeba dispar SAW760, 5604 nucleotides long. RefSeq names its product serine-threonine protein kinase, putative. Gene Ontology annotation, molecular function: ATP binding; protein kinase activity. The transcript has 2 exons. Bases 1 to 5604 code for a protein of 1867 amino acids. NCBI's taxonomy places the organism in Eukaryota, Evosea, Mastigamoebida, Endamoebidae. Gene Ontology annotation, biological process: protein phosphorylation. The record is from RefSeq and is a predicted model, not a curated record.
AUGAAUAUCCUUAAAAUAAACAUCCUUUUUCAUAUUGGAUUGUUAUAUUUAUUUAUUUAUUGUUCCAGUGCAGAUGAAGGGAUUGUAUGUUAUUGGAAAGAGAAUAGGACUUUUGUUCAUUACCCAUUAGGAGAUGAUGGAUGGGGAUCACCAAAUAUUUGUGGAAAAUAUCCAACGUCCAUAGAAGUUGAAUGGUAUGGAACAGACACGUUAGGAGGAAAUUAUACAAUUAAAAAAGGUACAGCUAAUGUUGUAGGGAAUGACCAUAUAGAAAUUGUACAAAAAGCACGGUUGUCAUGGGAUAAUACUGAAGAGUGUGAUACAUUUGUCAAUUUUGAAGAAGGGCAUGGGCUUAAUUCUAUUGGAUUAAAUGAAUUAGGAAGGAGAUCACAUUGGGUAUUAGCAAAUACACACCUACCAGAUCCAUUUGUUUUUACAUUUGGAGUAAGAGAAAUGGUUUGGUCGAAUACUUUUUUAAAUGUUACAAAGAGUAGUGCAGUUUAUAUGUACACACAAGGUUAUGAAUUCUUUUAUUUUACCAAAAAUGAGCCGGAGGCAUUUGUUCUUUUUAAAGUAAUUAAUGAUUCAUGGUUAGCUAUUAAAGAAAAUAAUAAACCAUUUAUACGAACUACAAGAAUUAAUACAACAGAUAAGUCAUGUGUUUAUCAAUUUUCAACAUAUCAAUUACAAGAGCCAGAUGUAGAUAAUUCUGAUUUUAAAAUGAUUUCAAUUUGUCAACGACAAGAAGUUCAUAGAUAUGUUCAAUGUUUUUGGUCAAAAGGGCAAUUUACUGAUUGUACAUGUAAACCUGAAAAGUCAGGUCCAGUUAAAACAAGUGAUAAUUUAAAAUAUCCUGAUUGUCAUUAUCUUUCAUACUUAUUUGAUCUUUCAUUAAAUAUUGAUAAUACAUACAUUGAAUUUGAUACAGUUAAUACAACUACAUGGUCAGAUUUUCUUAUUCCACAAAGAAUGGAUUCAUUAGUAUUUAAUUUAACAGCAGAAGGAAGUGAAUAUAUUACAAUUAAUAACAACUUCUCAUUACCAACUUUUGGAUUUACAGUUUAUGGAGGAUUAAAAGUAAAUGGUAUAUUAACAAUUGAAACAUGUGCAGAGUAUUUAUUUAAUAAAUUAGAAUUUAAAGAUAUAAUUAUUGAUACAUUAAUUGAUGACAAUAGCAUAGUAUUUGCAGCAAGUGUUAGUGAAGAGUGUACUAAUAAAUUACGAGAAAAAAAGGUAUUGCCAGCAUGUGGUAAUUCUAUUAAAAGAUGGAUUAAAACAGAAAAAGAAGAAGGAUAUGAGAAUUGUAAUUGUGAUGUUAAAGAUGAAGUUUCAUUUGAACAGUUUGAUUGUCUUCCAGUAUCAUUAAUGAGCGAUAGCAAAUUGGAUUUAAUAAUGAAAAGAAGUCAAUUUGAUGGAGGAGAAAAUGAUAGGUAUUGGGAAAAUAUAUUAUUUGAUGGAAAUGGUAAUAGAACACUUAAAGGAAAAAGUCAUCAUAUUAAAAAAUGUAAAUUUAGUAGUGGAAGGUCAUAUAUAAUAGAUACAAAUUUAUAUUGUGAAGAAGUUAUUAUUGAGAAAUCAGUUAGUAUUGAUGUUCAAGGAAAUAUUGAUAUUAAAAAAUUAAUUGUAGAAGGAAGUUAUCAUAAUUUUAAUCAACAACCAAUUAUUAUUUUAAGUAAUACAUCUAAAUUAACAGGUCUUAAAUCAAUACAAUUUGAAAGUAUCACAGAAUGUAUUGAAUUAAUAUUAACAAAUAAUAAUAAUAAUAAUCAAAUUAAUAUUAAUGAAAUUGAAUGUACUUAUGGAGAUGCAUCUAAAUGUAAUGUAAUUUUAACAGAAAAAUUAUUUAGAAUAUGUCCAUCAACAAAUGAAAAAUAUGAAAUAGAAUGUGUUGUAUAUGGAAGUAAUGAUAAAAAAUGGUUUGAAUAUCCACAAUGUCCAUGUUUAGAAGAAAAUUGUACCAUUUUAAUUCCAACAGAAAUAACACAAAUUAAAAAUGAAAUAAAAAAUACUAAUUUCAAUGGGAAAAUAAUAGUAAAAGGAGAUAUUACAUUUAUCAAUUUUGAUGUAUUUAAUAAUCUUAUUGUCAAUAAUACAGAAAAUAAUAAUGUAAUAAGUGUUACUUUCCAAGGAAAUAAUACAAUUAUUAAUAAUAUUCAGGGAAAUAAUAUUAAAGUUAUUGUUGAAGAAAGUAUUAUUAUUAAUUCAUGUACAGUUACAAAACUAUCAAUAAAAUCUUCAAAUACUAUUAAAUUAAAUUAUGAAGAUGUUAGUAUUGAUACAAUUUAUGAUACAGAAUUAAGUAAUAUUAUUCUUACUUCUAAAGUAAAAACACUUUCUGUUAAUUCAGUUCAAACUGAUGAAUAUUUAUUAAACAAACCAUUAAUUGAAUUAGAAAGUUCAGAAGAUGAAUUAGAAGUAAAAUCUGGAACACAGUACUAUUCAUGUCCUUGUAAUAUGAAUAAUGGAGUAUUUUGUAUUAUUGAUAUAUUAUCAAAUAAUGAAAUAUUUAAAUUAGAUAAAAAGACAAGUGAAUUAAUUAUUAAAGAAUCAAUAAAUAUUGAAAUGGAAGAAUCAACAAUCAUUUUAACUAUUUUAGAAAAUGAUAUAAAUAUUAACAUUAAUGGUAAUAAAAAUUUAAUUCAUUUAAGUUCAAAUAAUUCGACUAGAAUUUCUUUUACAGGAACAGAAAAUACUGUUAAUAUUUUAACAAAUGGAUUAACACUACAACCAAUUAAUAGUAAUUCUUUAAUAGUUACUAAUAGCGAAAUAAAUUAUUGUACUAUUUUAUAUUUUAAUGAAUUACGUUCUUUUAGUUGUUUAAAAUGUGGAGAUUAUAUUCCAAAUAAUGGAGAAUGUCCAAAACAUAAUAUUAUUAAGAAUUGUUUAAAAUAUAUUAAUAGUGGGCAAUGUGUAGAAUGCAAAGAAGGGUAUUAUUUGGUUAUUGAUGAAAAAAAUCAAGCUCAAUGUAACAAAUGUGGAGAAGGUUGUUUAAGAUGUACUUCUAGUAGCUGUAUACAAUGUGCAGAAGGAAAAGAAAUAAAUGGAAAUGAGUGUAAAAAUGUUAAUACUGAUAAUUGUGAAAUAUAUAAAAAUGAAUAUUGUUUAAAAUGUCCAAAAGGAACAUUUAGUCAAGAUUUACAAAAUUGCAAAGAAGAAUGUAAUGAAUCAUGUGAAUUAUGUUAUUCUGAUAAUUCAAUGUGUCCAAUUUGUAAUACAAAAGAAUUAUAUUUUAUGAAUAAUAAUGAAUGUCAAUUAACUAGUUUUGCAUUAAGUGUAACUCAUAAGAAUGAAAUUAUAUGUAAAAGUGGAUAUCAUUCUUCAUCUAAUAGAUGCAAACCAUGUUCAGAUGGAUGUUUAGAAUGUGACACCGAAAAAUGUAUUAAAUGUGAUGAAAAUUAUUUAUUAUCAUCAGGAAAAUGUUUAAGUAAUACUGGAUGUAAUAAAAUAGAAGAAGGAAGAUGUUUAAGUUGUAAAGAAGAAAGAAAUUAUUAUAAUAUAGAAGAACAUAAAUGUCUCGAAAUAGCUUCUGAUUGUGAAACAAUUGAUUUAAAAGGUAAUUGUAUUGAAUAUAUAACAAAAAAAAGUUAUAUCAAUAAUAUUAAAGAAAGUUUUAUUCAAACAAAUGAAGUAGAUUGUGUAAUGAAAGAUGGAGUGUGUAGAGUUUGUCCUGAUGGUUAUUAUUCAAAUAGAAUAAAUUGUAAUAAAUGUGGAGAAAAAUGUAUUAGUUGUAAAGAUAAUACCAAUUGUAGAUUAUGUGAAAAAGGAUAUAGUGUUGAUGAACUUGGAAAUUGUGUUAAUACAACAAUUCCAUAUUGUACGAAUAAAAUAGAUAAUUUCUGUAUUAGUUGUGAAAAUGGAUAUUAUCCUAAUGGAAUUACAUGCGAGCCAUGUAUGAAUGGAUGUAUUACAUGUAUUAGUAAAGAUAAAUGUCUUCGUUGUUCAUCACAAUUUUUAUUAAAUGAAGGCAAGUGUAUUACAAAUGAAGAAGCAAGAAAAGAUAAUUGUAUUUCAAUAGGAACAAAUGAAUGUAGAGAAUGUGAAGAAUCAUAUUAUAUAAAAGAAGGAAAAUGUGAAUCAUGUGAGGGUAUUGUCAAACAUUGUUUAAAAUGUAAUACAAUAAAAGAGAUUUGUAUAAAAUGUGAAUCAGAAUAUAUAAUGAUUGAUGGAAAAUGUAUACAUUAUUCAGAAAUGUCACAUUGUAAAAAUGCAUUAGAUGGAAAUUGUAAUGAGUGUGACAAUUGGUAUGCAUUAGCAUAUGAUAGAAAAGGAUGUGUAAGAUAUACAUCAGGAUGGAGUGUAGCAUUAAUAAUAAUAGGAAUAACUUUAUUUAUUGGAUUAGUAAUAUUAUUAUUAACUAUAAUUAUUAUUAACUAUAAUAAAUAUGAAGAAAAAAUUAAAAUGAAAAGGAUGAAUGGAAUUUUUGCAUUAAGACAUUGUACUGUUACAAUGAUGAAUUAUCCUACUGUUCCAUCUAUUUUAACUAAUACCACUUUAAUUGAAUUCCAAGAAACAAUGGAAUUAAAUAAAGAAUAUACAAAAGGAUUUUAUAUUGGAAAUAAAGGAAAAAAUAUAGUUGAAAUAUCAUUUAAAAUUAAUAAAGACCAAAGGUUUAGAAUAGAAUUUAAUCCAGAAAAAUUAAUUUUACAACCAAAUAAAUGUUGUUAUAUUAAUUUGUUAUUUAUGCCAUAUUGUUCAUUUAAUAUUCAAAUUCCAUUUCAAAUUAUUAUUGUUGAAGAUAAUAUUAAAAAAGGAAUAUUAGAUUUUAAAUUUAGUGCAAAUACUAUUGAAAGUUAUAAUAUUGAUCCUAAUUUAAUUCAAUAUGAUAUGGUAUUAAGAGAAAAUUAUAAUAUUAUUGUAACAAAAGGUUAUUACAAUAAUACACCAGUAAUUAUUAGAAAUAUUGGUAUGUUUAAUUAUACUGGUGAUGAACAAAAAGAAUAUGAACAACCUCUUACCAUUUUAGAAGCAUUAAAUUCAAAUAAUUAUAUAAGUAAUUAUAUUGGUAAAGUAAUGUUAUUUAAUAGUAAUUUAAUUAUUACUGAAUUUGCACCAAUGGGAACUUUACAAGAUAUUAUUGAUAAAAAAUUAGAAUUACCUCCUUUAUUACGUUCUCGUAUUAUUCUUGACGCAGCAAAAGGAAUAGCACUUCUUCAUUCAAAAAAUUAUUUACAUUAUAACAUUAAACCUGCAAAUGUUUUAUUAAUAUCUGAUGAUUUAAAUGAAUGUUCUGUUGCUAAAAUAACUGAUUUUGGUUAUCAGUCAAAUUAUAAAAAAUUUAGCAAUCAUAAAAUUGAAGUUAUUGAUCGCCCUACUUAUAUUGCACCUGAAAUUAUGACUGGUCAAAAAUUUACUUCAAAGGCUGAUAUUUAUUCUUUUGCUUUAACAAUGUAUGCUAUUGAUACUCUUAGUAAUCCUUAUCCACUUAAUGAAUUUCCUUAUCCUUGGUCUAUCUCUAAAUUUGUUUGUGUUGGUAGAAGAUUACCUCAACACCCAGAAAUGGGAAAAGCUUUAUAUGAUAUUAUUACUAAUUCUUGGGAACAAUGUCCAGCAGAUAGAUUUUCAAUAGAUGAAGUUGUUCAUGAUUUAAAAAAAUUACAAAAUUAA